UCAGCGUGGCGCAUUGUGGUCUUGCGGAGGACUGGCUGGACCUCCCGACCAGCAAUCUGUAGCGGGCGACGCGGCGAAAGGAAAGGCGUCCGUGCUCGCUUCAGAAUCCCGCCCCCACCCCGUUUUGGGGAGGUAAAGCUAGAGGGGGGUGGGGGGGGAGGAUAAACAUGCCGAAUUUCUGCGCGGCCCCGAAUUGUAGCAGGGGCAGCACCAAUUACCCGGACCUACCUUUCUUCAGGUUCCCCAGAGACCCCGAAAGGUGUCAGAAAUGGGUGGAGAACUGUCGGAGAGCAGAUUUAGAAAACCGUUCCGCUGAGCAGCUUCACAAACAAUACAGGCUAUGUGCGAGACACUUUGAACAAUCUCUAAUAUGCACAAAUACUUUUGAUUUGGAUUUAGUAUGGCCACUGUUGGAAGUCUCACAAAACAAGAACGACUGCAGUUGCUGGAAUCUGAGCCCUUACAGAACAGUCCUCAAGGAUAAUGCUGUGCCAACCUUGUUUGACUUGACAAGUCAUCUCAAUAAACCUGAAGGCAAACACAGAAAGCACAAGAUGAUAAAAGAACUGACUGAGGAAGAUCUGCUGAGGGUGAAGGCACCAAGAACUGAUGGUGAUGUCCUGAGAGGUCUGCAGUGCAAGCAGGAGCCAAUCAACGAACUAGAGAAAACAGACCUGGAAGGUGCAACAGAAAGCCUCGAGGAAUCUACUCUUCUGGAAGAAUCUUUGAACUUGACACCUGAAGAGAAAGGGAAUAAAGAAUUCCUGAAAGUUUUAUUUGAAACUGUAUUGCUAUUGGGGCGGCAAAAUGUUCCAUUGGGAGGAUCUGCCACUGAAAACGUAAGUAAUUUGUGCAAUACUCAAGAUAACAUUCAAGCACUGCUGGAGUUCAGAAUGAAUGCAGGUGAUGAAAUUCUACGGAAGAGGUUUGAGACUACUGCAGUGAAUGCAGUGUAUUGCCCAAAGAACCUGCAAAAAGACCUUUUGGAUAUCUGCGAGAUGUGCAUACGUGAAGAGGUUCUCAGAGAAGUACGUGACAGCAAUUUCUUCUCAAUUGUAACUGAUGAUGUGAUCAACAUAGCAGGGGUCGACCACGUCUCUCUGUUGAUUAGAUUUGUAGAUGAAUCUGACUCUCUAAGGCAAGAGUUCGUUGGGUUCAUACCAUGUGAACUAGAUGGAGAGUUUUUAGCAAGUCGGAUCCAUGAGACUCUUACAGAAAAAUGGGGACUGAAUAUGUAUUAUUGCCGUGGACAAGCCUAUAAUGGCUCUGGGGCUAUGUCUUACAAAAAGCAAGUAGUUGUGGCUAGCAUCUUACAACAGUGUCCAAAGGCAUUGUGCACUCCCUGCUCCUCUUACCCACUAAAUAUAUGGAUGGCAAAGUCUAGCUUGAUUUUUGGUAUAAGCAUGGUGUUAAGCUUGAUGGAAAAUAUCGUAUCAUUUUUCAGUUUAUCGCCUCAGCUCCAAAAAGUUUUUGAUGUUAGCGUUGACAGCAUCUAUCAAACGAAUGAAGAAAAGGCAAAAGAGCUGAAAAAACUCUUCCAAAUCAAUUGGUAUGAAAGACAUGACACUUUUGAAAUCCUAGCAGAUCUUUAUGAAGUGUUGGUGACCUGCUUGGAUGAGAUCAGCUACGAUACAUGCGGUAGAUGGAAUGCUGAGAUAGCAACCCAGGCCAGUAUGCUGUCAUCCACCAUGCGAGAUUUUGAAAUAGUUGUCUCUCUUAUGGUCCUGAAGAAUGUCCUCUCUUACACAAGAGCCUUUGGCAAAAACCUUCAGGGUCAAGCUUCAGACACCUAUUUUGCUUCAAGCACUUUGACUGCUGUUCUCCAUUCGUUGAAUGAAAUGAGAGACAAUAUUGAAGUGUACCAUGAAUUCUGGCUGGAGGAAGCCACCAAUUUGUCCUUCAAAAUGGGGAUUGAAUUAAAGUUGCCGUGGAGGUGCCGUAGGCAACCUCAGAAUGAGGAGGUGUCUGAAGAGACUCCAGAAAAUUACUACAAAGAAUCAAUCACUGCACCAUUUCUGGAUCACAUUAUUUUAGAAAUAGAGGACAUGUUCUCUGAGCAGCAGUUAAAGGCCCUCAAGUGCCUGUCAUUGGUGCCUUCCGUUAUGGCACAGCUGAAAUACAACACUGGAGAGGAAAACAUGGCUGAUCUAUAUAAAGAUGAUCUCCCAAAUCCAGAUACCCUUUCUGCAGAAUUGCACUGUUGGAAGAUAAAAUGGAAGCACCGCAGUCGAGAUGUCGAACUCCCCAGCACUAUCUUUGAUACUCUUCGUCAUCCCGACAUCAAGUUCUUUCCAAACGUGUACACUUUGCUCAAAAUUGUCUCCAACCUUCCGAUUAUUAAACUUGAAACGGACAAAUGUGACAUUGGAAGGAAACGACUUAAAGCCUAUUUGAAAGUCACUCCGGUUGAGGAAAGAACCAGCAGUCUGGCACUGAUCCAUAUUAAUUAUGACGCAAAGCAUGACUAUGACAUGAUGGUGGAUACCUAUGCUAAGUUGUACCCAGAGAAAAUGCAGUUGCCUCAUGUGACUGAUUCAGAUAAUGUGGAGGUAAACAAUCACGAUGGAAGCAGAGUGGAAGUGAACAAUUUGGGUACAGGCACUGGUCCACUGUAUGAGGUAGACAGUGACUGCAUGGAAGUAGUGAGUCACACACUGGUGAGUGGGAUAGUGUUGCAUCACCAGUCGCCAGGAAGCAUCUUGGAGGCCUGCCAGAAUCCAAGCAAGAAUGUCAUAGAGGUGACCCAGCAUCCAGAGGGGAGCACUGUGGAGCUGCAGCAGCUUCCCGUCGGCAGCACCAUGAUAGUGACCCAGCAUUCAACAGAACCCAGCGUGGAACUGCAACACCAUCCUGAAGGGGCUGAGCCUGACCAGCCGCCAGUAGGAAGCACCGUGGAAGUCCAACACCACAUAGAGGGAAGGGUGGUGGAGGUGAUCCACCAUCCGGAGAUGAAUGGUGUGGAACUGCAGCACCGCUCGGAGGUGAAUGGUAUGGAAUUGGAGCACCAUCGAGAGGAAGUUAUUGAGGUGAGCCAUCAUUCGGAGAUGAGAGCUGUAGAAUUUACGCCACAGUUGGAGGGCAGCACAGUGGAACUGCAGCAUCAUGUACAUGGUGUUGCUGUGACACUACAGCACCAUAUAGAAGGAAGUACUGUAGAACUACAGCAUCACCCUGAAGACACCACUGUGGAGAUGCGUCAUGCUGAAACAAGUGCUGUAGAGUUGAGUCAUCAUGUGGAAGAGAGUGCCAUGGAGGUGGAUCAUUACCCAGAGUCUAGCACCACAGACUUGCAGCAGCAUCUAGAGUCCAGUGCCAUAGAAUUGCAACACCAACUCCAACCAGAGCCCGUAACUACAGAGAUUUUGUGCCAUCCAGAGUCCAGAGAGGGAGAAGUGCAGCACAGCCUGGAAACUGUGGCUGCAGAAGUGCAGCAUCCUCCAGAUUCUGGUGAGCACCAUCCACAGACAACUGAGGCAGAGGUGCAUCAUCCGGAGCCAGGAGCCUUAGAAAUCCAGCACCGCUCAGAAUCUGUCACUUCACAGAUACCCCAGCAUCCAGAGCCUCCCAGUACAGAUGUACAACACCAUCCUGAGCCUGUUGCCAUGGUAACCCAGCAUCCCUCAGAGCCUGUCACUUCAGAGACAGAGCUCCACUUAGAGUCUGCCUCUUCAGAGAUACAACAGCAUUCUGAGCAAAGUGCCAUAGUAAUUCAGCACCAUCCAGAGACUGUUGCUGCAGAGAUACAGCACUAUUCUGAACCUGUCGCUAAGGAAUCUAGUGCCACUGUAAUCCAGAACUAUUCUGAGCCUGUCACUACAGAUUUACAGCAGCAUCCUGAGCCUGUUACUACACAGAUUCAUCAUCCGGGGCCCACAGUAAUGAUAAUCGAAAGCCACCCAGAGUCUACUGUCGCAGAGAUACAACAACACCCUACGCCCAGUGCCUUGCUAAUCGAGCAACACCCUGAGCCUGCUACUACAGAGAUACAGGACCAUUCAGAGGCUGGUGCCAGAGAUGUACACCAUCACCCAGAACCUAAUGCAUUGGAAUUACAGUCCCAUCUGGCAUCUGAUAUAGUGGUUGAGGGUUGUCCACAGGUAAACACAGUGGAAUUAGAGCACCAAUCGGUUGCAAGGGUUGUGGAAACCAGCACUGUGGAGCUGGAGAACUGUUCAGAGACAGUGGAAUUGCAGGAGCAUCCAGAAGGAGGCACAGUGGAAGUGGACAGUGUGAGUGUCUGCACUCAGGAUGUUAGCGGUGAAGGAAUAAAGAUUUUGCAAGUUAAAAAUUCAGAAGAAAGCAAUUCAGAAACGAACAUUUCUAGUGUAAGUAAUGUAAAUAAUUCUGAAGUAGCUGUACAAUAAAAUGAUUCAUUGUCCUACUUUGAAUAAAUUUAAUAUAGUCUGCAUCGAAAUCUCUGACCAUGUCAGCUUGGGCAUGUUUAAAUGAAGACUCUAGCAUGAGUUUCUCAGAGAUGUUCAUUAAGAGGGAAAUGUAAUAAUUCUGGAGUACUGUCAUUUGUUAUAUUUACUUAACCUCCCUCUGCACCCACCCCAUUCUUCCUCAUGCCUCCCCUUGCAAUAGUACAGAGCUUCACCGUCCAUCUACAAUUACCUCUGAUUUUAAGCAUUGUUGCCCUGGGCCAAAAGAAAAUGGAGAGAAUCUUGCCAAAGACCCAUCCACAUGUAAAGCCUGCCCUAUGAUUAUUUAAGGGAGUGCCAUACUCUCUUUAACUGUAGCAAUGGUCUCUGUAAAAGUUAAAUUUAUAAAAAGUUGAUAUGCAGAUAAGAAACUACAUGAUUGAGUGUGAUGCAUGAACAACAUUUUUGUUUGUGUGAAAUGCUCAGUGUUUAAGUAUACAGUAUCCUUGCCUAGGUACAUUUUAUCCUUGGAUGUUGAAUUCAAAUGCCCUUGUGCCAUUGAUGUGCUAGGGUACAUAUGGCUGUGUGACAUUCCUUCGGUGCUUCGUAUGAGCUCAUGCUGUGAAUUAUCUGACUUCCACAGCAAUGCAUUGGGUUCUGAGCAAUGGUGCAAACUUUUUCUAUUUUAGUGCUCUUUCCUCUUUCCAACCCCUUCUCUCUCCCCACAAUGAAUGCCCAAUUAGUAUGCAGAUUAGGUGAUUGAACCUCCUGCAGUCUUAGUUACUGUAGCUCUAUAUUGUAAUAGCCAUCGGAAGCCAGUCAGACUUGAUCAAUGAAGUUUAUUUUUCUCACAAAAUGUUUCUACAUGAGAUACUUAAAAUACAUAAUUUUAUUAAUAACUUCCUCUGAACAUCAGUCUUUCUGCAUUGUAUCCAGUCUCUACCUUAAAUAGAGGAUGCAGAAUGAGACCGCUAUAUCCUUAUUUGUGCUUAGACUUUCUGGAAAUUUGUGAAUGGUUUCAGAAGUAACUAGUGCAUUUUUUUUCUUUAGCCAUACCUCCCAGUGACUUUGAUACAUCACCAAAAAGGUUAAAUAUGAGAAAAAGCUAGUUGAUCUAUGUUAGACCUGUUCCUUUAACACUAGAGAAAGUCUAACAUCUAAAUCAUGUGGGAUCAUAUCUCAAGACAACUAAGAGUUACUUAAAGUCUUGGUCACUGCAUUUGUUUUCCAUGUACAUAGUCUCAUUAUUGAAAAAAACAUCAAAGGAAUUGCUUCAUAGUUUGGGUCUUAUUCCCAUUCAUUGUGAUCUUAGUACGGUUAUUUGAGGUGACUGGCUUAUUCAGGGAAAGAAGGAAUCUACUGCAGACACUGAAGUAUUUUAAUUGAAUUUCAUAUUGGAAUAGUAAAUCUGAAAGAUUGAUUAAAAUAACCACUGGGAGAAAUACUCCUGGCUUCCUAGCUUAAAUAUCUCUUGGCAAUUUUACAAAUACACAUUCGGUACUCUUGCAAAAUUCACUUAAUGUUGUCCAGUAAAGUUGGGAGGAACAGCAGCAUUUAUUAAUGUGUCCAUCAUAUUAUGAAGUUGUAGCUGAGUCAAUUGAAGUUUAUUUGAUGAAAAUGCUUUAUGUAAAAUGAGAUGCCCUUUUCCCUUCUGUAUAAUUUUGUUUAAUUCUUCCAUCUGGCGAAAAUGCUCUUAUUAUUUUGAGGUCCACUUAAUUAAAAUACUUGGCUUCAGGUAGCAAGAGCAGAAUGCAACUGAGCCCACUUAAUGGCCAAUGUUCUGCAGAGUUAAUAUUAACUUCCUUGUUAACUUUUAACUUUUAAAUCAACUUCCUGUUAAACUUCCUUGCUUAUGACCUAAGCAAAGGUGGUAGGAUUGGGGACAUAGUAAGGAUGUGUGGGAAUUGAGGUGGUCAGGCUUCCUUUUCAUAAUCUGCUAUAUACAUUGACAUAGCAUGUGAAUUGCUGUGAUUCCUCCACUUUUAGUCUAAUAAGCCAUUGGCACAUGCACAUUGGCCAACUCAAAGUGAAAAGUGACCCCUUGGGUGUGGGCUGCUGCUGCCUGUGGAACUAAUUCCCAGCAUUCAUCAUCUGGAUAGAGCAUAAAAAAACAAUUUUUACAUCAAAUUGCAUUUUCCUUUUUAGAGCUUGCCAGUGAUCACCAGAUAUUCAGAUCUGGAGAAACAUCAUUAGAAACCAUAGAAAUAUACUGUUAAUAUGGAGAGAUUUUUGGUGUAUUUUCCUAAUAAACCGACACAUUGAACCAGUCCCUUGUUGGGCGUUUGAUGGCUGUAAACACUCGGGUCCAAAUAAAUUUGAAAUUGAACAGGCCAAUUUCCUCAGUUUGAUGUUGGGGGCAGCAGUGGGUGAAUUAAGAAGAGACUGGAUGACAUGCAUAUAGAUGUCCUUUUUGGGAAGCCCCUGUACCCAUUUUUUGUGUGUGAACCUAGUGCAUCAGACAGUAAGGGACUAUGUAGUUGUCAUGGUUAAAUUUGAUCUUAUCCUUGAUUGGUAUUGCCACUAGUUCAUAUUUACCUUGGUAUUAAUAAGAGGCAGGAAGCUUUGCUGAUUCCCUUUAUGAAGUCUUCAAUGACUGCCCACAUAGAAGUCAACCGGCUGAGCAGAGAAUGAAUGUUAAACCUGGGACCAAAUAUUGCAUUGUGUGGUUCAUUUAUAUGCUCGGCCACGAGAGGGAGCUGCGUUCAUGCUCCAGGUAGUCGAGGGAAUUUAAUUAUAAUUCAGUAAAUAGGUCUUUCGAUGUGGUUUUCAGUGGGUUGGUUGAUUCUUUCAUUCCACUUGGAUCUGCUUGGUUUAAUUUUUUAACCUUUCUGUCAUGUAAAAUUUCACUUCAUUAGUGGGUUGUGUAAAUGUAACACACCGUUGCAGAAAGAUGUCCCUUUUGAUGUUCAAAAGUAUUCAGCUCUGCAGCUUAAUUAAGCAUUCAUCACUUGUUACAAUACAAUUAAGUUUCGUGGAUACUUGCUUUCCUAUUAACUGAUAAUUGUGUUAGAAAUCCAUUUCUGUGAAAUAUUUUGUUGAUCCUCAAACUUAAUCUUGGGGUCUUUUGAAAUAUAUUUGAAAGGCUCCGUAUACCUAAUGUCAAAUUUAUAUUGGAAAAAACAGAGACCCAUUUGCAAGCUGCUUAAGUAGGAAGAUUUUUUAAAUUAAAUGGCAUAGGUAUUUUCUGCCACUUCCACACUGGCUUAGCAGUUAAGACACCACUUGUGAUCGAAGCAGACAAGGAAGGCUCUUAAUUCACAUUUUUAAUUCAGCUGUUAGUACAGCAGGGGCACUACAAUCAUUGCAUUAUUCCCUGCAUCAAGCAUGGGCUUUGGUUUAGUUAAGCCUCUUCCUUCUAUUUGCUGUCCAAGAGCUGCUUAUUGAUAAUGAUGGGUGUUAUUCUGCCUUAUGAUACUGUCAUGGCUUCUGCUCAAAUGAAGGCCAUUAUGAAGAGUACUGGAAGGAAUAUUUAAUGGUGUAUAAUUUGUCAAUUUCAGGACAAGACACCAUUUCUAAAUUUUUGUGUACGUAAAUACUCCCUGUUCAGGUUAGGGCAGAGGGUGAGAAGGGAUGGGUGGUGUGAUGAUGCUGGUUCUUUGAGUAAACUUUUGCUGAUUGUUAGUAGUUAGCGGCAGAGUACAGCAAUUAACUGUAAGAAGGUUGACAUGUUCACUUCUGAUAAAUAUAAGGCUGUCCUUCAUUUCAAGAGAAAAUGCUUAAAAGGGAAAACCCUGGGGGUGGGGGUGGCAGAGGAUAAAAAGACAUUAAAACAUACCUGGAAUUCCCUAUGUUUCUCUUUUUUUUCUCUCUCUGUGUCUCUUUCAUUUCUCUAGCAGUCAUACUGAAAAGGAGUUGUAUGUAAAAAGAAACAUUGAAUUCAAUCAGUGCUGAUGUCAUUGAAAUGGAAUUCUGCUUCCUUUCCUCCUAAGCACAUUGUGCUCCUUUGAAGAAUAGCUGAUUCUUUGCCCCUACCCUGACACAAUUAGCUUUACACCAGAAGUAAACUGAAUAGCCUAUAUUUUCAAAUUGCAAAGCUUAUUGGGAAUGUUUGUUGCUCUGUUUUGUCUUUUUAAAGAAAAUAUUUCAGAAGCAUACUAACAGCUCCUGGUGCAAGUAAUAGUGAUCAUUUGUGUUGGUACUGAUGUUUUCCUUUUGAAUAGGUAGCAAGUUCAUCAUUUCUUCACACCAUGAAGGACAUUUCUUGUAAAAGCUUUGCUACAGGUUCCGUACUUCAGUGCACCACCGGCCCUUGAAUUAUAAGUACUUGAGAAAAGAACCUGCACUUGUUUAAUCUUGUAACUUCUCAUUAAUUAUGAAGAACUUUGUCAGAAUUGUUACCUUUUGUGGUACGUAAAUGCAAUGGAAUAAGUCACACUUUCAUGUUCCUGUUUUAUGUUCAGUGUUGCAAAAACUAUAGCUACUUGGGCUUAUUUCUGCAGUCUAGAUGUUGAAUACAUUUUGCGUGCAUCUGUAUUUUACAAUAAAUUGAAAACUUUGGAAGGUUGAUGUGUUUUCUUUUCAGAUACCUCCCAUCACCUCCCUCCCCUGUCUCUUCUUCCCUGUCCCUUGAAAUAGUGGAACUCUGCCCAGACUCGAAUAUCUAUUGUAAAACACCUUUAUUAUGAGAACAUAAGAAGCAGGAGUAGGCUAUCCAGCCCCUCAAGCCUGCUCUGCCAUUCAAUAAGAUCAUGGCUGAUCUUGCUACGGACUCAGCUCCACCUCCCUGCCUUUUCCCCAUAACCCUUAAUUUCUCAACUAUGCAAAAAUCUAUCUAACUGUGUCUUAAAUAUAUUUAAUGAGGUCGCCUCUACUGUUUCCCUGAACAGAGAAUUCCACAGAUUCACUGCUCUCUGGGAAAAACAGUUUCUCCUCAUCUGUCCUAAAUCUAUUCCAUUUCCAACCCCCCCCCCCCCCCCCCCCCACCAAUCUUGAGGCUAUGUUCCCUAGUUGUAGGCUCACCUACCGGUGGAAACAACUUUCCUGCCUCUAUCUUAUCCCUUUCAUAAUUUUAUGUUUCUAUAAGAUCUCCUUUCAUUCUUAAUGCCAGCAAGUAUAGUCCCAGGCUACUCAAUAUCUAUUCAUAAGCUAAACCCCUCAUCUCCGGAAUCAACCUGGUGAACCUCCUCUGCACCACCUCCAAAGCCAGUCUUUCUUUGAGUAAGGAGACCAGAACUGCGCACAUUACUCCAGGUGCAGCCUCACCAGUACCUUGUAUAGUUGCAUCAUUACCUCCUUGCUCUUAAAUUCAAUGCCUCUUUUUUUGUAUCUCUUUCAGGCGAUUCCAACCUUUAUUUCGAAAUCCUUUAUUGACACUUGAUUCCAAAAUUCUUUCAUGUAUAUGGCAGAAUAAAAACCCAAGGUUAAGUAAGAAAUAUUUACAAAGAUUAAAAAAGGAUGGUGGUAUGGCUUUGCCUAAUUUUAGAUUUUACUAUUGGGCAAUUAAUAUUAGGUACUUAAUUUUCUGGGCACAAGAUUUAGAUGCAACUCAUUGUCCCUGUUGGGUACACCUUGAGUGUGAAUCAGUGCAAGGA
Molecule: messenger RNA, 9892 nt
Organism: Pristis pectinata (smalltooth sawfish)
Lineage: Eukaryota; Metazoa; Chordata; Chondrichthyes; Rhinopristiformes; Pristidae
Product: 52 kDa repressor of the inhibitor of the protein kinase-like
Exons: 6
Coding region: 168-4364 (1398 amino acids)
Source: RefSeq, a predicted model, not a curated record